Molecule: messenger RNA, 4683 nt
Organism: Perognathus longimembris pacificus (Pacific pocket mouse)
Lineage: Eukaryota; Metazoa; Chordata; Mammalia; Rodentia; Heteromyidae
Product: adenylate cyclase type 10-like
Exons: 31
Coding region: 2-4474 (1490 amino acids)
Biological process (GO): cyclic nucleotide biosynthetic process; intracellular signal transduction
Cellular component (GO): cytoplasm
Molecular function (GO): adenylate cyclase activity
Source: RefSeq, a predicted model, not a curated record
CAUGGAGACGGACGGGCGGGAGGCGACUCCGCCUCUGUGGCCCGUGGGGGCCCGGUUGGCGGCGCUGCUUCCCGACCUGCUGGUCUUCGGGAAGCCGGCGGAAUCGGCACCCGAGCUCUCCGCGUCGCAGGGCGUCCUUCUGGGCGUCCACGUGACUGGGUUUACAGCAUUAAUGGAUAGGUUCAGCCUGACCUGCAAGCCGGAACAUGACAUGGAUAAACUGGCCCACAUCUUCAGCUAUUACAUUAGUGACAUCGUGGAGCAUGUUCUCUGUUUUGGAGGGGAUAUCCUAAAUAUCACAGGGAAUAUGCUCCUGGCACUGUGGACAGUGAAACAGAAUCAACUGAGUGACAUCAUUACUCUGGUGGCCAAAUGCAGUCUGGAAAUACAGGAGAAAUUUGGUAUCUACUACACCACAGAAGGCCAAGACCUGCAGCUAAAAAUUGGUCUGUCUGCAGGUCGGAUUUCCCAGGUUAUAAUUGGCAAUGAGCAGCGGCAAUACCUCUUGGUGAUUGGGCAAGAUGUAGAUGGUAUCCGGUUAGCUCAGCGUUUGGCUCAGGCAAAUGAGAUUGUCCUGUCCUGGAACUGCUGGAAGCUCUGUGAGCAGUACAUGUUUGAAGUGGAGAUCAUGGGGGAGGAGGAAGCCGUGAAGUUAAGAGAUAUUCGGAUCAUUGGCCCAUUUGAUUUUGAUGAGCAUUUUGACAAGUGCCUUGAUUAUCUACCACAUUACCAUACAAGAACUGAGUCACUAAGAACUGCACUGGAGUUAGAUCCCGACUCUGCACGUGAGCAAACACUGCGGAAGCACAUAAUGAAAACUCUUUUAAACAAGAUUGAUGAAGGCCAGCCUGUGGAGUACAUAUCAGAAUUCCGUACAGUGACUUUGGUUUUGGUCAACCUCGAGUUCCACAAGACAGCCUGGCUGUUGCAUUUGUGCCAUCUCAUCCAGGAGGCUGCCUUGUAUAUCUCCACAGUCAUCGAGAAAGGGGGCGGCCAGCUGAGCCAGGUCUUUAUGUUUGAGAAAAGCUGCAUGUUCCUCUGUGUUUUUGGCCUUCCUGGGGAUAAGAAGCAAGAUGAGUGUGCACAUGCCCUGGAGAGCUCCUUCAGCAUCUUCAGCUUCUGCUGGGAAAACCUUACUGAGACCAAGCUUGUUUCCAUCAGUAUCACCAAUGGACCAGUAUUCUGUGGUUUGGUGGGGGCAGUAGCAAGACAUGAAUAUACAGUUAUUGGCCCAAAAGUGAGUCUUGUGGCCAGAAUGGUAACAGCUUAUCCAGGCUUGGUGUCCUGCGAUGAAGUAACAUAUCUAAGAUCCAUGCUGCCUGCUUACAACUUCAAGAAACUGCCAGAGAAAAUGAUGAAAAAUAUUUCCAACCCAGGGAAGAUGUACGAAUAUCUUGGGUAUAAAACAUGCAGAAUGUUUGGGAAGAGACAUUUGGCCAUAAAAAGAAAUAAAAUUCACCCUUUGUUAGACAGGGACAAAGAGCUGGAAGUCUUCUAUUUGGCACAGCAGGAGUGUUUGCACCAGAGGAAAGGAAGAGUAGUUCUAUAUGAGGGUAGAAAAGGCUAUGGAAAAAGCCAGUUGUUGUCUGAAAUAAACUAUCUAGUCCAGAAGAAAGGGCAAAGGGUACUGCCCCUAAUGCUGAAGGAAGCAGAUGCCAAUCAGUGCUUCUAUGCCAUCCACACACUCAUGGCCAUCUUCUUUGAGAUUGAUACAUGCCCAGCCUAUUGCCGCCAAGAGUGCCUACAAAAACAUCUCUCUGGGAUGAUGGAGGAACCGCUUCAUUGCCUUUUUAAUGACAUCUUCUUUGUUAAGUUUCCCUUAUCUUCCAAAGUUUUACUUAUGGAUGAACUGGCAAGACAAAAGAAGGUGAAAGCAUAUUUUAUUCAAGUGCUUCAGGAGGCAGUGAGGGAAACACCACUGGUUUUCCUCUUUGAUGAGGCCCAAUUUAUGGAUGCAGCUUCCUGGGAAUUUUUGGAAACAUUGCUCUCCAGUCUGCCUAUCACCAUGGUGAUGACAUUGACCCCUCCCACUAGCCUGUGUGCCGAGGCCCUGCACUUCCUGCGGAGCCCUCGGGCUGUCCUUGUGCCGGUUUCAAAGUUGGCAGCAACUUCACUGUUGAGAAUGGCAUGUUGGGAACUUGGGGUGGUGAGCAUCCCCAAAGAGCUGCAGAUCUACCUUCUCCACAGGUGUGCUGGAAACCCCCUGUACUGUAAGGUGCUAUGCCAGGACCUUCUCUCUAAGGAUAUGCUGCUUUUUCAUGACUUAAAAGAGGAGGAGGAAGAGAACAGCAAAUGGGAAUCGCUCUCAGCUAAUGCCAUAAAAUCCACAAUGUGUAGUAUUUCUCCUGCCGACUUUGAAGAACAGGAACUUUAUGUCUGUACAGUCAAAGAUGAUGUGAACUUGGAUACUGUACUUCUGCCACCAUUCUUGAAAGAUGCUGGCUCAGCCUCUCUUCUCAGGCUUCAAGAGGAAAUGCUCCUAUCUCAAACCAACAUGCUAGAAUUUGGAAUGCCUCUGUUGCGGGAAGCUGCCUGGGAGCUGUGGCCCAAGGAACAACAGAUAGCUCUGCAUCUUGAGUGUGCCUGUUUUCUCCAAGGCAUGGCCUGCCGCUGUAGCAGCUGCCACGGAGGGGACUUUGUCCGGUUCCAUCGUUUCGCAGUCUCUUCUACCAAGAGCUCUAGCAGGACCUCUAGAUUCUGUACUUACAAAGACACAGGCUCAGUGCUAACACAAGUGGCCACAGACAAAUUACAACUGCCUUCUCCCCAAGAUAGUUUACAGAUCCCCAAGACAUCCAGAAGCCGGGAGGCCCGCUCAGAGGAGGAAUUCCUGGAUCAAGUCACCAGGCAAAUGGCUCAGAACAGCCUGGAGAAAGGCCCGUCGUGCUACUGCAGACAGAUCCUGACGUCAGUGCUCUCCCCGCUCGUGCAGCACUGCCUCGUCCUGGGGGAAGCCACCUGCACAUUUUACUACCUGCUGGAGGCUGCCGCUGCCGCCCUGGACCUGUCCGACAAUUACCUGGCCUUCUUCUAUUUGAAGAAAGCAAGCAGUCUUCUGGGCCAACCUUCAGCGUUCUUGUUCUUGAAAAAGCACACGGUGAAGAUCUGUCAGUUUGAGGAAGCCACUUUCUGCCGUCUCCGCUCAGAGGUCUGUUUCAACAUGGGACAGAUCACCUUGGCCAAAAGAUUGGCUAGACAAGCCCUUCAUCUACUAAAAAGGAGUUUUCCUUGGACCUGGUUUGGUGUUUUUUUCCAAAUAUUUCUGGAAAAGUAUUGGUAUUCCAGUUCGUUGAGACCUCCUCCAAACAGCCUCCGUGAGAACAAGAAGCAGCUGGCAAUCGUGCAGCAGCGGGUGCGCUGCCUCUCCCUGCUGUGGCAGCUCUAUAACCUGGAGGCCACAGCCAGCAGCCGCAGGCUUGCCUACCUGGCCACUCUUAUGCAGAAGAACUCAGCUGAGGAGUCUGCAAAUGAAACCCAGGUUGUCGCUACCUACCUGGACGUCUCCCAGUUCUCCCAGAACAUGGGUGACAGGGAGAAGUGGCUACACUGUGAACAGAUGGCCAUUCAGAAGAGCAACCUAUGCUGGUUCUCCAGGGAGGGACUACUGUCCACAGCGCACCUCAUGCAGGCCUUGGCAUACACCAAGCUGUGCCUGGGCCAGCUCGACUUCUCCAUCAAGCUGGGUUUUCAAGCCCAUGAGCUAUGCCGACACCUCAAGAAACCAGCUCUGGAUAACCUGGUUCUCUCAGUCCUCUUUAGAUCUACGUUCCUGAGAAAGAAAUUUGAUCUGUGUAUCCAUGUGCUGGAGAGCCAGUGGAUGCUCAUUUCUCAGGGCCAUGAUGUCCUUGGUCUGGCCUGCUUCUACUCUGCAUGCUUAGACCUGCUGCUCUACGGAAGAGAUGCCCAGCUAGCCUGCUUCCCUCUCUCGUCUACAGGAUUGCUGUGUCGACCCUUCUGUGAGUGCCUGGAUUUCGCUCAACAUUAUGAGCACAGCUGCAUUCUGGCCUCUCAGAGCGGCGUUAUGCUGGGGCUCCACUCUUCCCUGGCCAUGUGGUUUGCCCAGAACUCCCAGUGGAACCUGUUUGAGCAUCACUUCUCCAAGGCCUGCCAGUUGGUGAGAAGAACCAACGCCUCCCUGUUUGGUUCACAUGGCUUUGUCCGGUUCCUAGAGUGCAAUGUGCUCAUGUUGCAGAAAAUGCCAAGGGGUGUCCGCGAGCGCAUUCCCUCCUUGUCCUACAGACAAGCCCUCCAGUACUUUAAGGACUUCUUCUCUCGAUGUGUGACCUGCCCCGUCUAUCACCGCUGGGUCUCUGAGCUCAAGGCCACUGUCAUGAUCUGUGGGAAGAAAGAAGCCAUGGCCUUGACGAAUAUCAUCAGACCUCUAGACACCUGUCUGGCCACAAUUUCCAUAGAGGGAGAGUUCCUAGAGGAAAACAACUCUUUAGAAAACCAAUUCAGGACUACAAUAAUUUGACAGAGUGGCUGGUAACAAGGAAAAUAAAGCUGCAGAAGAAACUCAAGAAGUUGUUCAAACAAAAGAAAAAUAAUCUAAAGAAAGAACAGUGAUUCUUUUACUGCCUCUAAUACCCCUUUUGAAAUAUGUGUUUAGGUUACAUAUCAAACAUACUAGCCUUUUAUAAUCACUGAUAUUUGUAUCCUUAUCCAAAUAAAGCUAUCUUUCUA